UCUUAAUAUUAAAACCAAAAAAAAAAACUUGGUUAGUCAAACCAAAACACAAAACUAUUCUACCCAAAAAGUAAACUCUCUUAUAUUGCUCAUUUUUAUUAAAAGUCUUCUUUUAUUUUCACUAUAAAUAGUUUGAAAGCCUUUUACAUAGAAUUAGACCUCAUACCCAAAUCAAGAAUAUUACCUCUAAUGGCUACCCGCCCUUCAGUGAGACACCCGAGCCACAACCAUCCUUUACGCGGUCACAAAGCCCAAGUUGAAGACGAGAUCAUCUGCUCUGGUUGCGACCUAGACCUAAUCGGUGCCUAUUUCAAGUGCACAAAGUCAGAGUGUGAUUACUUCUUGCACAAGUCAUGUUUCGAUCUCCCACGUGAGAUCCGUCACAAGUCUCACCCUGAUCACCCUUUGAUCCUCCUCUAUUCCCCUCAGAAUAAUCAUUCCACGUAUACAUGUGACGCAUGCGGUGAGUAUGGAUCGGGCUUCACUUACAACUGUUCUAUCUGCCAGUACGAUGUUCAUGUUGGAUGUGUGUCUAUGCCUGAGACCAUGAAGCAUGACGAGCACGCGCACCCGCUCGCUUUGAUCUACAGUGCUCCUUGCCCAAAUGAUCAUAUAUUUACCUGCGAUGUUUGCAAUGAAACUAUGCCGCAUAAUCUGUGGUUGUACUAUUGCCAGAAAUGUGACUACGGUGCUCAUUUACAUUCAUGUGUUGCUGAAGAAGAGGAAAAGCCAGAGAAAGGAGGAAGAGGAAGAGGAAGAGGAGGAGAAGGAGGAAGUAGUGGAAAUGGAGUGAACAGAGGAAGGAGCUCGGCGAAUUCAGAGCUGGCUGCGAUGUUGAAGGCUCAAAGAGAGAUGGAGCAGAUGCAGAUUGCUCUUCACUUGGAGAUGCAAAGAGCUAAGAUUGAUAAUAAGUCAAGAAAGCAUAUGCUCAAAAUGAUCUAAGAUAUUAUGAACUCAUCUAUUGCUCUCGGAAGAAACUCUAAACAGUGCCGGUCCGAGCAUUUGUGAGGUCCUACACGAAAAAUAAAAUGAGGCCCAAUAUAUUUAUAAGUUUUAGGGCUAAAAUUUUUUUUU
This is a messenger RNA of Arabidopsis lyrata subsp. lyrata, 1074 nucleotides long. RefSeq lists its product as uncharacterized. The coding region runs from base 190 to 942 and encodes 250 amino acids. The transcript has a single exon. NCBI's taxonomy places the organism in Eukaryota, Viridiplantae, Streptophyta, Magnoliopsida, Brassicales, Brassicaceae. The record is from RefSeq and is a predicted model, not a curated record.